AUGCCAACUAUCAAUUCACGAUCGCUUAAUUUGCCCAAGAUACGUCAAUGUCCUCCUACUUCACGUCGAUCAACAAGAAAACAUCGACAACUGAAUUGUCAGUCACAUCGAUCAAAUAAUCCCAGAGUUCUAAUAAAGAAACCACGAACGUUUGGAUUAUAUCUUAUAACUAAAACCAGUCAUCCUUACAAAAUUACAAAUUUUCAAAUAAGUUUAAGUUAUAAAGUAUUACGUCGUAGUCCUAAUCUUACACGAAAAAAAACUAACUCUGCAAUACAUUGUCAAUUAUUACCAGUCAAUUAUUUAUUAAACGACAAGUCAGCUAGAACUCAACAACUUCCACGUGAAAUAACUGACGAUCGUAUGCGUGCAUUAAUGUUGCCUAGUCCACCACACCUAAGGAAAAUCAAUCACAAAACGCUGACAUUGAAUCGAAAUGCCCGAAAACUGUGGAAAAAAUCUCCCGAAUUACAAUUGAUGAGUGAACGAUAUCGAUUGGCGGCCAAAAUGCAACCGAAACUACUACACCAAACAAAACGUUAUCUAGAUCCGAAAUUUUCCGAUCGAUUAAUUUAUAAUGGAAGUCGUUUGAAAUUUUUCUAUGAUUCAUUGUAUCAAUGUAAUUUUCCAGCAGUGAAAUUUGUCUUGGAACGUGAACCAGGCUUGAUUUUAGAUGCUGUUGAACCGAACACUGGUUAUUCCAUUCUAUUAGCUGCCUUAUUGAUUAGAUCUCCUUUGAAACGAGUAAAACUAAUGAGAUUAUUGUUGAAAUAUCUGCAGAAAUUUAUUCAAUUAUCCAGUGAUCGACUGGAUGAGAAUGAAAUCUGUGCACGGAUUUUACAAUGGACUGAUCCAAUCGAUGGACGUGAUUGUAUUGGUUGGACAUGUUUACUAGGUUUUGAAGUGGAAUUCAAACUACUCAUGACACAUUUAUCCGCUGGGGGUAUUGAUUUUCAGAAAUCCGAUUUCACUGGCAAUACAUAUUUACAUUUAGCCAUAAUCAAUGGUUCUGUGAUGAUUGUCAAUGAUUUAUGUCAGUCGAUACGAAAAUAUUGUAUUUCAAUGGAGAAUUGUUUAAAUAGUUUUGGUUUAAAUCCAAUCCAGCUGGCGUAUCAUUUAAAAAUGGAUGCAAUUACAAAUAUUUUAGAUAAACAAUGA
This is a messenger RNA of Schistosoma turkestanicum, 1158 nucleotides long. Lineage: Eukaryota; Metazoa; Platyhelminthes; Trematoda; Strigeidida; Schistosomatidae. The record is from the annotation of a GenBank genome assembly.